Molecule: messenger RNA, 15108 nt
Organism: Hypanus sabinus (Atlantic stingray)
Lineage: Eukaryota; Metazoa; Chordata; Chondrichthyes; Myliobatiformes; Dasyatidae
Product: golgin subfamily B member 1-like
Exons: 30
Coding region: 241-14403 (4720 amino acids)
Cellular component (GO): Golgi apparatus
Source: RefSeq, a predicted model, not a curated record
AACCGAGAGCGUCGCGUCACGUGAUGGCAACUGCGACAACGCGGUGGCGGCUCGGUCGGGAGUGGGCAGCUCGCCCGCAGCCUUUCUGGCAAUAACAACGCCAGUGGGGUCUGCGCGAAAGGAGACAGUGCUUGUAACAUGGUACCGUAGUCACCACACCGUACUCAGAGUCAUUCUCACCGCCUCAAUCAAGUCCGGCUCGGCGCUUCUUGCAGCGCACAGCCACAUCAAAGUAGAAACAUGUGGAAGUGGUAUUCUACAGACGAACCGCCCCCUGCAUCAGCAGGAGCAGUAAACUCCCCUAAGAAUGCAGGUGAUCAUUCUGUGGCAGAUUUGACGGAGCAGCUGGCCCAGAAUGAACAACUGGUGUUGCAGCUUAAGGACCUAAUUCGGGAGAAGGAUAACCAGCUUCAUGUGAAAGAUCAACAGCUUAAGGAGGACAAAGAAGCUUUUGAAGCAAAGAUUUCCAAGAUGAAGUUGCAGACUAAGGCAAAGACUACAUCACUUUCUGCUCAGCUGGAAGAUCUGAAGAAACAGCUUGCUGCUUCAGGUUCAAAUGAGCAGACCACUGGGAAACACAAGCAAUCCACUGAUGGUGAACAGGAACAUGCAGCUGCGAAUCGAGGUAAAAUCUUGAUGUUGAGGAAAAAGAUUGAGGAGUUGGAGUCACAGGUUGCCAAAAAAGAUUCCGAGUUAAAGAACAAGCUUGCAGAGCUGGAAGCCCAAUUGAAACAUGGUGCUGAAAUGGAUGUGAUGCUUGCUGAGAAGGAUAUGAAACUGGCUGAGAAAGAAGCAUACAUUAUUGAGCUGCAGCUAGCUACUGCUUCCGGUCAUGCAUCUCAACAAAUAAUUCAGCCUGGUGAAGAAAAUAAGGUGCAACAGGAUGAAAUGCAAGAAACAUCUAUCAGUGACCUGCAGUCAAUGGUUCAUAGUCUGACCAGAAAGGUAGAAGAGAGUGAAGAAAAGUUCAGCCUUCUCCAGGAACAAGCAACCGUUCUGAAAGACCAGCUGAACAAAGAGAGAAUUCAGUAUGAAGAGAAAGAAGCAAUGUACAUGAAAAAUAUAUGUGUGUUUCAGGAAAUGAUUCAAGCAAAGGAGAAUCAGCUCAUUGAACAGAUACAGAAACAUGAACAGGAGCUCUUUCUUGUGGCUGCUAAAUCAGAUGCCAGUGCUGAUCUUGACCAGUUGUUGAAAGCUCUCAAGCAAAAGCUGCAUGAAAAGGAAGAAGUAUUGUUGGGAAGGACUCAAGUUGUAGAUGUUCUGCAGAAAGAGCUCGAUGUGAGGGACCAGCAAAUAAAGGAGAUGAUUGAAAAGAUGAAGCUGCUUCAGUUAGAAAAGGACAACCUUGAGGCAAAGCUUAACGCUGAAAAGCAUGUUAUGAGAGCCCAGGUCAGAGAUCUGAUGGAGCGACAUGAGGCAGAGUUGAAAAAUAUGGAAGAGAAACACAACGCUGAGUUGCAUGAUAUUGGGGUGAAACAUGAAGAAGAAAUAUCUCAGAAGGAGCAAUAUAAUUUACGGCUACAGAAACAGUUAAGGGAUUCACAGCUUUGUGAUGAGGUUCCUGUGACACUUGAGGCAACUGGUACAACGGACAGUGCCAUUAAACGAAAGAUUGAAGAAUUGGAAGAACAAGUGAAGCUUAAAACAGAAGAGGCUGCUAAGUCUGAGGCCAAAUUCUUGAAAAUGAAAGCUUGGUCCAAGUCAAAAAUCAAGCAGGUUGAAGAGGAUCUGAAAAAUGCACAGACUGGAGUUUCUUAUCAAGAGUAUUUGGCCCUCAAAAACAGAGUGGUUGAAUUGGAAGAAGAGAAAGGAGAACUACAACAGGAAGUGAAUUGUCUACAAGAUUUUAAGGCACAAAAUGAGGAGCUUCUAGCAAAAUUGGAAUUGUAUGAGGAGCAACAACAGAAAAUGCAAGCAGAUCUAGAACAAGUUGCCAAACGAGCAACUUCCCAGACAAGUGAAUCUGGAAGUGCAGAGGAACUGCAGAGCCGCCUAAUUGAAUGGCAAGAAAUGGUUUCUGAGUCGGCGCGGAGCCAUGCCAAAGACGAGAGGACUGUCAUGGAAUUAAGGAUGACGCAAAUUGAGGAAGAAAGAGAAGCUUUGGUCUCAGGACAGCAGGAGCUGGAGGAGGAACUGGGGGAUCUUCGAAGACUAGGACAGAGUCAAGGAAGGAGGAAACGGACCACAGAUGCCCAGAAGCUCGAGGAUGAUUAUGAAUAUGAAGAGAAGCAACACUUCGAAGAGUCCAACAUGAAUAUGGAUCAGAAUGAUGCAAAUGAAGGGGAGAAUUUGGGAGGACUGAGGGCAGUUGUUGAAGAGUUGGAAAUGGAGCGGAACAGGCUGCAAGAGCAAAUCUUAGUCUUAGAGGAGCGCUGUCAAGACUUGGAGGACAGAGCACAGCUCCGUUCCAGAGUAGAAUUCCAUCAGGUGGCCUUUGGUGUCAAUGAAGAAGGGCAACUACUGAGGGCUCGCCAGAAUGAAGCUGAACGGUUGCAGAAUCAGCUGUCCCAUUUGCGAAGCCAGCAAAGCCGUGAUUUUGAACAACACCAACAAAUUGUUUCAAGUCUGAAUGAACGGUUAAAAGGAGUCAGCGACAGAAAAGACUAUUUGGAAGCUUCACUUGCAGAAAAGGAACGUGUAUUGGCAGAAACUUUAGUAAAGUUGACGCAACUGGAUAAAUAUAAGGAAUCCUUGAAAGCCCAAGAAAUAACCAGCCAAGACCUUACUGAAAAGCUAUUACAUGCUGAAGAAGAUCUGGGUUGUGUAACCAAGAAAUGCAGUGCUUUUGAACUGGAGUGUGCUGAAUUGAAAAAUACAGUCCUGGACCUCACGGAAAAAUUAUCCUCAAGCAAAGAAAAGGUACAGAAACAGGAAGCUGAGGUAGAAGCUCUACGUCAGGAUCUGGAGCAGACGAACGAUGAGCUGGAACGACUUAAUUCAAGUCACUUGGAGGAGAGAUCCCGUCUUAUUGCUGACCUACAAAGAUGUGAAAGAGAGAUUGACAUUCUUAAGGAAGUCAUUGUGGAGAAGGAGCAGGAAAAGACUGCUCUUUCUAAGAGAAUGAUGGAAUAUUCAGAGGAGAAUAAUACAUUAAAGGAGGAAAAUAGAUAUAAAGAGCAGGAGAAUGGAGAACUGCAAGCAGCCUUAGUUAGGGUUGAAAGGGAAAUAAUGUUGUUGAAGGAGACUCGGUCUGCUGAUGAGCAGACCAUGAGUAACCACCUUUCAUCAUUAAUUGAUCAGCUUUCUAGUAUGGAGUCUGAAUUGCAUAAAGCAAAAAGUGAAAUUGAGGCCAAGGAGAAGGAGAUUGUGGUUUUAAUGAAGCAGAUUGGAGAAAACGAUGAUACAAUUCAUGAUUUGCGCUCAGAGUUACAGAAACAGGACAUGUUAAAUCAAACUCAUGUUGCUGAAUGUGGACCUCGGAUAUUGACACUGGAAAACAAGGUUGCUGUGGCCACCAAGGAACUUCAGGAAUCGACUGCUGCAAACCAGAAAGAAAUUGAAAAACUGAAGGCUCGGUUGGCUGAAAGUAGUUCAGCAAAAGAAAAACUUGACAGUUCCCUCCAAGAGAAAGAGGAAAAAGAACAAUGCUUAGAGAAUGAAUUGAAAGCUUUGAAAAACCAGUGUAAUAACCUAAUAGCUGAGAAUAUUGGAAAAUCAGAGGAGCUUGGCAAACUAUCCAAACAACUUGCUGAAUACAAAGAAGAAACUGAAGGGAAAUUGCAGGAAAGGCUGGCUGUCAUUGCCGCUUUAGAGCAAAAGCUUCAGGGGGUUGAUGAAGCAAAUUCUCAAUUAAUGCUUGAAGUACAGACUAAAGAAAGUGAAAGGGAAGACUUAAAGAGGCAGGUGGACGAGAUGAGCAAAUUGGUUACUGACUUGCAAAACCAAACAAAAGCACUUGAUGUGGCAAAUGUACAAUUGCAGGCAACAGUGGACGAUCAAGUUCGGAACCUCACAGAGCAAGCAAACCUCGUAAGAGAGUUAGAAGAUAAUGCUGUUAGUACUUUAAAGAUCAACUCUAGUUUGGAGUGUAGUAUAAAAGACAUGUCUGUUGAAAAUGAAAACCUCAAGACCCUCCUAAAUGAAAAGGAAGAUGAACUAUUGAAGCAAAAUGAUGUUGUGCAGCAGUUAGAGAAUAAAAUAGCAUCUGAAGCAGAGCUGGUUUCGCAAUACUCAAGCACAAUCUCGCUGUUGCAAGAAGAAAAAGAAGCAUUAACUGCAAAGUUAGAGCUUUUAAAAUCUUUGGAGGAAAAUAAAUCCAUGGUGGAGAAGCAGUUGUAUGAAAAGAUAAAUGAAUGUAACAUUCUGAAAGAUAAAAUUACAGAGCAUCAACAAACCACAGAACAGCUUCAAGGGCAAAUGCAGUCUGCAACAGUGCAGCUAGAACAACUGCAGCUUUCAAACCGUGAAAAGGAGGUAGCACUGAGCAAUAAAAAUGCUGAAUGUAUUUCGCUCCAAAACCAAUGGCGCAAGGGACAAGAGGAAGCAAUGGAGUUACAAAAUCAAGUUCAAGUACUCAGUACUGAGCUUGGGAACAAGGAUGUGGCUUUGAAUGAAAAGUUGGUUGAAUUGGAUGGCUUGCAUGAGGUUUUAAGUCAGCACCAGCUUACUACUAAAAGCUUAGAAAGUCAAUUGCGAGAAUUGACAGAAGGUGGUGAAAGUCUCAGGCAACGGUUAAGUGAUAACGAGUCACUCCUAAAUAUUAAGUCUGAUGAAAGCGAUCAACUGCAGAGACAGCUUGACCAGAAAACUGCUGAGGUUGUGUUGCUACAGAAGCAAAUGGAUGCACUGAAUAUUGACAGUGAACGUCUUCAGAAUGAGAAUAAAGAACUUCAAACAUCUUUAAGUCAGCGGACUGCUGAACAUAUUCAGCUGCAGAGAAAGGUGAAUGAUCAUGAACUAACAACAAACCUUGUACAGGAUCAGGCACAGGCACUCAGCACUGAGAAUUGUAGGCUUAAAGUGGAACUUGAAGAGAUGAAGUCUACAGUCCAGACUAAAGUCGGUGAGGCUGCAAACCUUCAGGAUCUGUUGUCACAAAAAGAGGAGAUGAUCACCUCAUUGAACAAAGAAGUCAGUGAGUUAAGUACUGCCACUGCAAAGCUUGCCUUGGAACUUGAAGAGAAGCAGACAUCAUUGAACCAGCAAGGAAUAUUAUUGCAGCAGGUCCAAGCCAAAACUUUGCAAAGUGAAGAGCAGUUGGGCCAAUAUUUGCAGUUAAUUUCAGGUUUGCAACAUCAGGAGCAAAUUCUGGUGACUGAAGCCAAUCAGCUCAAGCUGUCUCUGCAAGAGAAAGAAAAAGCCCUGCAACAGCAGAGAGAUGAGCUUGGACAGCUCCAGAAAAUAGCUGCUGAACACCAUGCACUGGAAAUGCAAUCUUUGGAAAAUAUGGAAACCAUUUCUACACUGCAAAACCAAAUCCAGGACCUGACCUUUAAAUCUCAUGAACUGGAGUGCAACAUUGAGCAAAGAGACUUGCUGCUGGCCAGUAAAGUUGAAGAUUGUGUCAAGCUCAAGACAGUGCAUUCCGAAAUGGAUGAUACUGUUUGUCAACUUCGAGAACAACUGGCUGCUGCCACAUCUGAAGCAGAUGUACUGAAAAGUGUCAUUAAGGAAAGGGAGUUGUCUCUUUCGCAGUUCAGGGAAAGUGUUACAGCCAGCAAAGAAGAAUUGAUGUCAAAGAUGGAAGCAAAAGAAGCUCAAAAUGAAUCACUCCAUCAAAAGUACAUUCAUCUUGAGCAUUCAUUCUCACAAUUAAAUAAUCAGGUAAAUAACCAGAAUUCUGAACUGAAUCAACUGAGACAAACUAUUGCACAAAAGGAAGCAUCCAUUUUGGAACAGAGCAAACUUAUCAAGAGACUGGAAGACAAAGUGAGUGAGAGGGAUUUGUUGAAAUCUCAAUUCAAUGAAAGCACAGAGCUAGUUUCUGAACUCCAGAGGCAGGUACAGCAUGCACUUGCUGAUUCAAAGAAACAGGAGCAGUUACUGCAGGAGAAGGAAACUGCUUUUAGCCACCUGCAGGAGAGGUUCGCUGUGCAAUCAGAGCAGUUCAAGGACAUUAGUAGGGAGCUCAGCAGGAAGAAUGAGGAAAUAGCAGGAUUUCAAACAAUUCUUAGUGAAAAGGAUGUCAUCAUUCAAACCUCAGAGUGUAACACCAAUACCUUGGUGGCUGAAAUUGAGUCAAUAAAAGAGGAACUUCAAAAGAGUCAUGCAUCAUUAAACGAUUAUGGGAGUAUCUUGAAGCACAAAGAGGAAAUGAUUACUGUCAAUCAAAAGAAUGUGGACAGCCAGAUUGCAGCUCUAAAUGCACAAAUCCUCCAAUAUAAGGAAGUCAUACAACAACUUGAGGUGGCUAACCAGGAUCUGAAGCAAAAUGAUAUUAUCGUUCAGAAUAAGUAUUUGGAGCAGACAGAGCACAUUGAGAGCCUUGAGUCACAACUGAAAACUUUGAAUGAAAAGUCAACACAAGAGCAUCAAGAAAAAGUGAUAAAAAUUGAAAAUCUUCGCCAGCAGUGUGAUCAACUCAGGAAAGAAAAUUCAGCGUUGGAUCAAGAUUUGAAGACGGUGAAAGCAGAGAAGGAAGAAAUGGAUGCCUCCAUCCAGAAGCAGUUACAACAAAAAUCAGAAGAACUGCAGGUGCUCGAAGAGAAGCUUGUAAGAAUGCAUGAGAUUAGAGAGGAGCUCGAUGUUUCGCUGCAUCUGAAGGAUGACAAUGAAUGUCUUCAGAAACAGGUCAGUCUUAAAUCAGAGGAAAUUUUAAAACUGCAAUUUGAAGUUCAAAAAUUAGAGCAAAGUCUGAUGGAAUCAGAUAGAAAGUGCUUGGCGGAAUUGAAUAAAGAAACUGAGCAAAAUAGUCUGCUGACUGAAAAAUUAAGCUUUUUGGGAUAUCAAAUAGAGGCAAAAGACGCAAAAAUUGACAGCUUGCAAAAGGCUUUAGAUAAUUUGCAAGACGAGUUUUCUGAACAGUAUUUGCAAUUACAAACCAGUGAACAUCAGUUAACAGAACUGGCAUCCAACUUCACUCAGGAACUUGCUGAAAAACAAUCCAGGCUGGAUGAAUUAUCAGCUUUAGUUUUUAGUCAUGAAAAUGCCAUAAGUGAUUUAAAGCUUACUUUAUCUGGAAAGGAAAAAGAAAUAGAGAAUUUGAAAAGUAGUAUUACUGCAAAUGAGAAUACUAUUUUGGAAAGUGCAAAAAGCAUGGCUGAUAAAUUAAUGUCUUUUGAAGAAGAGAAGCUUUUACUUCAUAAUGAGCUCAGCCAGACAAAAUUAAGUCAUCAAUUGGAGCUGGAAAGUUUACAAAGACAAAUAGUUGAUCUCCAGGAUAAACUGCAGAAAUCACAAGGUGAGCUCAGAGAAAGGCAGAAUAGUUUAGAUGAUAGUUUCCAACAAAGUCGUUCAACACAGGAACGACUCUGUGCUCUGGAGCAAGAACUGAAAAAGAAAUCUCAGCAUCUGGAGGAUUCCCUGAAGGAAGGGAGCAAGCUUUUUGAUACUCUGCAAAAGAAAGAACACGAGAUACAAACUCUGACUAUGCAAAUAACACAACAGCAAGAACUGUUGGCUGCUCUUAGUCAACAGCUGAGGGAGAAGGAUGCUUCUACAAUUCAGCUUUCAGAAUCCAUUUCAAAGGAAGUGGUUAAAGCAGCAGACAGAGAGAAACAACUGACUGAUGAAAUGCAGGAGCUUAAGUUGCAAAAUUGUGUCUCUGCUGAGAAGAUUGCUAGCUUUACAUGUGAACUUGAGGAGUUAAAUAAACAAUUGGAAAAGCAAGACAUUCUUCUAAAAGCAAAGGAAGACCAGUAUCAAGGCAUUGUGACUGAAAAUGAACAGCUUUUUUCAAAGACACAAGCACUAACAAAAGAGAGGGACCUACUCAAGAAGAAAUUUCAGGCUGCACUGUUAACCAGAAGGGAUCUGAUGAAGAAAGUUAAUGAAUUACAGCAAAGUGCUACAGCGGAUGUAGACAGAAGCAAGCAAAUGGAAGAAUUGCAGAGUAAAUGUAGAAUGCUUGAAAGCCAAGUGACAUGUAGUCAGAAGGAGUUUAAGGAGCUUGAAAUGCACCUUGAAGUUCUCAAACAACAGCUGCUAGAGAAGGAUGGUGAUAUAAAUAUUCUUAGUGAGACACUUUCCACAAAAGAAACAUUCAUAGAACAAUUACAGAAAAAUGUAAGUCAGUCUGAAGCAGAGAAAGAUGCCCUGUCUGUGGAAUUGUUCAAAAUUAUUCAAGAGAAAGAUUCUUCGAUUGCACAACUCAAAUCUGUUUUAACAGAAAAGGAGAAGGCAUUUGAUGGCGAGCGUUAUCAAUUUAAUUCAAACAUUAAAGCUCUAAAAACAGCAUUAUCUAAAAUAUCAGAAUGUUCAGAUGCAGAAUUACCUAACACUAGUGAAGCUCUUAGCAAUGGUAGUAGUGGUGUUUCUGAAGUUGUGAAUAAGCUAAAUGCACUCAAACAAGAAAAGGAACAUCUACAAAAGAAGCUGCAAGCAGCACUUUUGGCUCGGAAGGAAACUAUCAGAAAGGCUCAAGAGAAGGAUAGGCAUCACAAAGAGCAGCUCUCACAACAAAAGGAGGAGUACAACCACAUUUCAGAAAAAUAUUCCACACAGAGCAAAGAGUUAGAGGAUAUUAAAGAGGAACUGGCUGCAGCCCAAGAUGCACAUCAAACAAAGCUUACCGAGCUUGAAUAUAAAAGAGAAUUAAUAGUGUCUUUGGAAAAGCAGCUACAUUCAGUCAAUAGUUUGCUUAAUGAUAAAGAACUGAUGGUGAAGCAGCUUAAAGAUCAACUUGAUGAAGAGGAGAGCAAGAUGCUUACACUUGUAAAUCAGAAUGAAGAAGUUCAGGCCCUUGAGAAUAAAUUAGCUAAUGUGGUUUCCACACUGUCUUUAAAAGAGGAUGGUAUGAAAAGCCUUGAAGAUGCUAACAACCAGCUGCAGCAAGAAAAAGAAGAGUUAAUGUCAGAUUUGGAACACCUACAGGUGAGAAUUGUGGAAAAGUCAGAAGAGGCAGAAACGCUGAAGCAGUCCAUCAUCAGUCUGGAGCAACAGCAGCAAGAGGAAAAGGAGAGUCAAGCAGCAGAGAUUCACCGGCUUCACAAUCACUGUCAGUCUACCCAAGCGGAAGGCAAGGCCCUCAGAAUUGCCCUGGAGGAAGCAAUGAAAGACAAAGAGAAUUACUGUCGCUCUUUAGCAAAUGAAGUCGAAGAUGUGAAUUGUCUCAAAUCACGGCUGCUGGAUUUAAACAAUGAAAAAGAAGGUAUCCAGGCACAGCUGGCUGCCUUUCAGGUGGAGAACGCAGAGCUCAAAGCAACAUUGAAACAGUCUAGGCAGUCUGAAGAGGCAGAGGAGGACAGGGUAUGCACAACUCAGUUACUAGCUGUGCAGUCUGAGCUUGUGAAAGUGCACGAGAACUUACAAGAGCGAGAGAACACCAUAAAGGUAUUAGAAGGUACAUUGUCUGAAAAGGAAAAGCUUGUUGAUGAGCUACAGUUGCAAGUACAGAAACAAUCUAUAUUUUAUGAAGCACAAAGUGAACGUGCAAAGUCUUGCAGCAAUGAAGUUCACCAGAGGUCCGCAGAUAGUUCUGAGGAAGGCAAGUCAAAAGAGCUGAUGCAGAGAAAGCUGCAAGCAGCACUAAUAUCUCGGAAAGAAGCUCUGAAAGAAAACAAAACUCUAAAGCACGAAAUCAAUGUUUUAACAUCUGAAAAGGAAGAAAUUCUUUCUAAGAUUCCUACCCUUGAAAGAAACUUGGCUGAAAUGAAGAGACAACUUGAGCCCUUACAGCAGGCAGCAUUAACACACCAGGAAGAGAAGAGGCGACUUAUUUCUGAAGUAGAUAUUGCAUUCGCAGAGAAACGGGAUCUAAGUGCUGUCUGUGAAAGUCUGAAGCACACUCUGGAAAUUCUAACUCAAGAGAAGCAACAAUAUUCUGUCCAGCUGGAUUCAUUGAGAAGUUCCCAGACAGCAGAAUUAUCAGAGUGGAAGACAAAGCACGAUGAAUUAAAGUGUGAAUAUGAAUCCCUUUUGCAGUCCUAUGAAAACAUUAGCAAUGAAAUGGAUAAGAUGAGGCAGGUAGUUGAGACAACAAGAAAAGAGAAACAGGAGGUGUUUUUCAAGCUUCGUGAUGCUGAAGCGGAGCGGCAAAGCAUCAAGAGGCAGCUUGAGGAGGCUUGUGAUGAAAAUGAGAAAAUAAAGGAAAAGAUGAGGAAGUUAGCAAAAUCUAAACAGCAAAGAGUUCAGGAGCUCGAGGAAGAGAUCGAAAGAAUCAAUAAUGAGUUACAAACUAUUGCUGCUGCAAAGCAGAGUCACACAAGCAAAUUGUCCACACAAUACAGUCAGCUCCAGGAAGAAUACACAUUACAGAAGCAGUCUUAUGACGAUCUUAAAGCAGAGUUUCAGAAAACCCAGAAAGAGAGAGAACACCUUUUGAAUGAAUUUAAUUCAUCUAUGUCUAUCAUAGAGCAUUGGCAGAGUGAGAGUGCAUUUUAUCAGUCUGGGUUACCAUCACAAGUUGACCACAAGUCUCAGGUAAAUGAGUCACAGUCUUCGGAAGUGCAAUCCCUGGAGAACACACUUACAGUUGAGAAAGGAGAGGUUUACAACAUCGGGAAAGUAAGACAGUCACUGCCUGAGAAGCUUCAACAGUUAGAGUUUUGUCUCAGAGUGGAGACUCAUGAAAAAGGUGAAAUAAUUAUACAGCUUGAGCAGGAAAUAAAAGCUUGCCAGCAAGAGACUAUAAACUUGAAUGAAAAAGUCAAAAUUUUAGAGGAUGACAAAUCUCUCCUCCAGGAAGAACUUGAAAAUGUCCAGGAAAUGUCAGACAAAGUCAAGAAUGAGAGAGAGUACCUGGAGGCAGAAUUACUAAAAAAUGUGGACAAGAUUGAUCAAUUAACUGAAGCACUAAAGACACUUCAUAUGCAGAAUAAUUCACUUGUCAAUGAAUUAGCUUGCUUCAGAGAAGAGAAACGUCAUUUGAUCAAAGAAAGAGAGGCCCAGGAAGUAAAAUUAGUGAAAGAGUUUGAGGAGCAGCUCCGGUCUGCUCGGAGGGGUAAGACCACAUCCAAGGGUGAAACUAAGGAAUUGCAAGAAUUGUUAAAGGAGAAGCAACAAGAAAUAAUUCAGUUGCAGAAAGACUGCAUCAAGUAUCAAGAGCUCAUUUUGGACCUGGAGCGAGGAGUCAAAAUGUCAGAAUCGUCCUGUGAAGAAAUGGGCAGGAAACUAGAAUCUAUGACUGCAAAAGCUUCUGAAUCAGAAAGACAGGUCAAGCUUCUUCAAGAAGAACUUAAAUCUUACAAAGUCAUGCUCUGUGACUCUAGAACUGAAGCUGAAAAUGCUCGUAUGCAAUGUUUAGGAUUAACGGAAGAUCUUCGGAAGACUGAGGAGAAGACAAAAGCUCAAAUUACUGAAAAAGAGAAGGAACUUCUUGAGAUUUUGGAUCAACAGAAAAAAAUUCAUCACAAUGAAAUGUUGAGUUACCAGGACAAACUGGAUAUGUUGGAGAGGGACAAAGAUAGAGUGGUUGCAGAAAUUUUGGAACUGCAAGCUGAAAUAAAUGGACGGGAUCUCACGAUAAAAAAGCUGCGGGAUGAGUUGAAUAACAACCUGGCUAAACUGGCAGCAUUUACCAAGUCUAUGUCCUCUCUUCAAGAUGACAGAGACAGGAUUAUUGAAGAGACCAGAAAAUGGGAAGCUAGAUUCCAGGAUACUAUCCAAAGUAUGGAAAAUCAAGUGCAAAUGAAAGAAGAAAUGUUACAAAAGCUUCAUGAGGAGAUAAAGGUGAAAUCAUUCAACCUUCAAGAACUCCAAUUCAGAACUUCAAAGCUGGAGCAGACAAUAAAUGAUCUUAAUGUGGGUAGUAAGGAUGCUCAUGUCAGGCAUCAAAGUGAAGUAAUUAACUUGAAAGACAUUAUUCGCCAACAUUUAGAAAAAAUUGGAGAGCUGGAAGGGUCAUUAAAAGACAAAGAGGCAGUCUUAUCCAAAUUGUCACAGGAAAAUAAUUACUUAAGCACACAGCUAUCUGACAUGAGUCAGUCUGUGACUGAGUUGAAAGAGACAGAGCAAAUUCUGAUAAAAGACCUUGCAGAAAAACAGUCUGAGAGUCAUCAACUUGAGGCUGAUAACGAAAAGUUGUGGGGUGAUCUUCAGAAGCAGAAUGCUAUUUCCCAGCAGUUGAAGUUAAUGUUGAGCAGUAAAGAUGCGGAGAUCUCAAAGCUUGUUUCAUCGAAAGACAGUGAAAUUUCCGAGUAUGUGGUGGAAAUCCAGCAGCAACACAGAAGGCAAGUAGAUGAUUAUGAAAAGAAGUUGAAGAUUCUGCAUCAGGAUCACCAGAAAGGAGUCAAUGACUUGAAAGAGUUGGAAGUCCAACUUGGAAAGAUUAGAGAAGAAAAGGACAAAGCUGUUAGCAAACUGGAUGCCUUCACAAAGUCGAUGGCUUCCCUGCAAGAUGACCGAGAUCGUAUCUUAUCAGAAUACACGCAACUAGAACAGCGACAUCUCAACAUGCUUGGGCAGAAAGAUGGCAUUAUUCAGGAGAGUGCAACUGAAAACAAUGAACUGAAGCAAGAAAUUAGAAACUUGCUGAAUGAGAUGGAUGACCUUAAUUCUGAAAAUGCAAUGCUUAAAGCACAGUUGGUUAAGCACAGGGAGGAGCUUAAUCAGGUCCUAUCUUUGAAGGAUAAUCAGUUGAAAGAGCUGUUACAAAAACAAUUACAACAGAUUCAACAUCUUGAGCAUGAAAAAUCCAACUUAGAAGAACAGUGGAAAGUUGCACAAAGUUCCCUGGAAAAAAGUAAUGAAAGCCUCAAGACUGUACAAGAAGAGAAUGCCCAAAUUCUGGAACAAUUGAAGGCUGUUAGUUUAGAAAGAGAAGAGGAUAAAUCUGAAGUAAAUGAGAGAGAGUUAAUUCUUUUGCUCCAACAAAAAGCUCAAGCUAAAACUCGGGAAUGUGAAGAGCUCAAAAAAGAAGCAAGUAUUGGAGGAGCCAGCUUAAAAGAGCUGGAAAACAAAAGUUCUGAAGUUGAAAGACUGGUUAAAUUAAAGGCAGACGUUAAAAUGUCGGUAAAUAAUGAUGGAAAGGUGCAGGAGCAAACUGAAGAAAAAUUGGCAGGAUUGUCAUAUUCAGUGAUUGAACAAAGACUUUUGGAUGCCAUGAAUGAGAACAAGGAGCUAGCUUCUCGAACAGAAUCUUUUGAGAAAAUGUUGAUGGCUCUACAGAGCGAGAGAGAUAGACUUCUGGAGGAUAUUGAGCAACUCAAAAUCAGGCAGACAGAUGACCAAGACCAGAAGUUAAGAAACAAUAAUGAUUCUUCUGAGAUAAUGUGGUUCAAAACCAAAGUAGAGGAACUGGAGAAGGUUCUUCAGCAAGCAAAGUUGCAAGAACGCACAGAGCAAGAUCUUUCUUCCUGCCAGAAUGAAUUGGCUGAACUAAGGUCAGAGAAGAAUUUACUGCUCUCAGAGUCUCAGGCCAUUAAAGAGCAGUAUCUUGCAACAGUGGCAGACAGAGACAGACAGAUUGCAGAACUGAGGAAACUGAAUCAAGAAAUGUGGACUGGUGAAUUGGGAAACAUUAGUGGUAUGCACCAGAUGAAGCCAUUAGAAACCGUAUCUUUACUGGGUAUUGAAAACGUUGCUGAACAAGUCAAGGCUCUGGUGGCAGAAAAUAAACAACUUCAGACUGAAGCUCAGGGUUACCUACAGGAAAUUCAUCAGAAAGAACUACAGUUUCAACAGCUGAGCAGCAAGGUUGUGCAAUGCAUUGAAGAUAGAUCGGCAUUAACAAGCCAGCUGAAAACAGUGUCUCAGACUCUGCGUGACACGCAGGUGCGUUAUGGGGAUCUACAAAAUCGCUACUACAGCCUGGAAAGACAAUACCAAGCACUGCGCUCAUCUUUCCAGCAUGAAGGGCAGCAUGAGACGAGUGAGGAUGUUCCACCCGGAGCUCCACAGGAGCGUGCCAGUAUUAUAGUGGAAAUCGACAACUUGGAGUUGAACGAACUGCGGAGAAGGCUUGCGGAAUCAGAGCAACGGAAUGCGUCUGCCCAUCAGGAGCUGACCCAGUUGGCAGAAAUGCUCGCAGAUGAAGAACGACAGAGACGUGCAGCUGAGGAAGCAUUGCUGGCAGCUGAAGAAAGGUUCAAGGGCCUUGAUCCACUUCCAGUCAGACUACCACCCAGAGAGUACACUAUUCAGCUGGAAUCGGAUGAAGAACGUGAGGCUUUGAUUAUAGAUUCCAGUGAGCAGGUGGUGGUGCGGAAGGUAAAGAGAGGGGCGCUUUCCUUCAAGCGCUGGCUACGAGGCCGCAGUAUGUACUGCUCAAAGCUAAUGAGUGCACGGACCAGAUCACGUUACUUGGUCUUCGCAUACUUUGUGACACUACAUGUUCUUGUUUUCAUGUGCCUGGCGGGACGUUUGUAGAUGCACCAUCAUGAUUAGGAGAAGAAGAAUGGGGUUGAUGGUUGUAAGGGGAGGAGGUGAAUUCCAUCCUGAUGUGCCAUGUUGGGAGACCUCUGUGAAACAAUGCAACACUGGCUCUCUACUCAGCCUGAUUUUACUUGCCAUUGGUCAGUGAAUCAGUGUUCCACCUAGUCCUCCCUUGCCAAAGGUAGGGUGCAGUUGGGAGUCAUAUUUGUAUCAUUGUCAAAGCUGCUAAUGAUUUGAGCACUGAUCACAGUUGUAUAAAAUUCAUCUUGUAUUAAUGUGUGCAGUGUUUUGUCCAGAUUGUUUUAUGACUGUCCAGUAAGUUCGUAAACUGGUUUCACAAUUGUUUUUUUCAUCUGCUAUUAAAUUCCAAAGAUACACUGCUUUAAACGGUUAUAUAAAAUCUCUAUGUAAAAUUAUGUAUAUUUUCUGAUGUGUAAAGCAAUAUUAUUUAAGUUUAUGACUUAUGAGGUGGAAAGUUAGACAAAGGUUGAAAGAUUAUUCUGCUUGGAAUGCAUUUGUAAAUUUGAGGUGGUGCUAGAGAUAGCAAUAAAGCACUGAGAGCAUUAGAAUAUAUUUAUAUGUUACUUUCAUCUUGGUUAUGACAAGGUAUUGUAACCUGGAGGGGUAAUUAAGAAAUGCACUUUUUGAAAAUGAUGAUUUCUUGUUGGGAAAAUAAGUUUUUAUUAAAGUUAAAAUGGA